Molecule: messenger RNA, 1485 nt
Organism: Arvicanthis niloticus (Nile rat)
Lineage: Eukaryota; Metazoa; Chordata; Mammalia; Rodentia; Muridae
Source: RefSeq, a predicted model, not a curated record
CCUCGGUCGCCCCCUCCCACUUGUGGGACAAAGGGCGGGGGCGCAUCCCCACGCGUGACCUCCCCCGCACUGCGCACGCGCCCAGCUCCCACAUCGGGGAGGGGCUUUACUCGCCCACGCGAGUGCGGGAGGAAUGGGCGGCUUGGGACAGGGGAACGCUUGCUGGAUGGACCCCCACCUCAAAAAUGGAAGUUAAGGGUGGCUGUUUCUACAUUUAUGGCUUUGGGUCCGGAGAUGGUCCAUGAUGAAGGGCUUUCUUAUUCAGGCCAAAGUGUCCCUGUGGUGUUGACCCCACUAGGAACCAAAGAAUUUAAGGGCUGAGCUCCUUCACAACCAAGGGUCCUCUCGCUGAGCUUCCUUGCUCUGGUGCCCCCGAGGGCUCAGCUGCUGGGUCUACAGGAAGCCUCGAUAUGAAUGACAGAAACAACCGUAGGCGGACAAUGAAGGACGAAGAGACCUUUGAGAUCUCCAUUCCCUUUGGAGAGGCACCCCACCUAGACUCACAAAUCUUCUACAGUCUGAGUCCCUCUCGGAGAAAUUUUGAGGAGCCUCCAGAGGCCCUGAUGAACAGUGUUAAGGCCCAGCUGCACAUGGCACUUGAGAGGAACUCGUGGCUGCAGAAACGCAUUGAGGACCUGGAGGAGGAGAGAGACUUUUUGCGGUGUCAGCUGGACAAGUUCAUUUCCUCUGCCCGGAUUGAUGCAGAAGACCACUGCCGGAUGAAGCCUGGACCUCGGAGGGUUGAUGGGGACAGCCGGGCUGGGGUUGGGGGAGAAGCCUCAGACCCUGAGUCGGCAGCCUCUUCCUUCAGUGGGGUGUCGGAAGAGGGAAGUGCCAGUGAAAGGAAGAGGCAGAAGCCGAAGGGAAGUACUGGCAGGAGGCGAUUUGGGAAGCCCAAGGCUCGAGAGAGGCAGCGGGUGAAGGAUGCUGAUGGGGUCCUCUGCCGCUACAAGAAGAUCCUGGGCACCUUCCAGAAGCUGAAGAGCAUGUCCAGAGCCUUCGAGCACCACCGUGUGGACAGGAACACCGUGGCGCUGACCACGCCCAUCGCAGAGCUACUCAUUGUGGCUCCCGAAAAGCUGGCAGAGGUGGGAGAGUUCGACCCAUCCAAGGAGCGCCUGCUAGAGUAUUCCCGCCGCUGCUUCCUGGCACUGGAUGACGAGACUCUCAAGAAGGUGCAGGCUCUCAAGAAGAGCAAACUGCUCCUGCCCAUCACCUACCGCUUCAAGCGGUGAUGCUGCCGCCCCGCACACCUCCCCGUCCAGCAGACUGCUGGCCAAGCUGGGCUUCCUGGGGCACCGCCAGGGCUAGAAGCUGCUCUUCCUGAGUACUGGGCCCUGUCUCUCGGUCGCAAACGCUCCGCACCCCAUCUUCAUUUCACUUCGCAAGGGCUGCCAGCUCGGCCCCCCUAGCCAGGAGUAGCCCAUCUGCAUCUCACGCGAAGACAGAGCAUUGUUCUGAGAGUUUAAAUUAAAGAGACUUGAA